Pangasianodon hypophthalmus (striped catfish) is the source of this 2291-nucleotide messenger RNA. RefSeq names its product Ras suppressor protein 1 (gene rsu1). Lineage: Eukaryota; Metazoa; Chordata; Actinopteri; Siluriformes; Pangasiidae. The record is from RefSeq and is a predicted model, not a curated record. Gene Ontology annotation, molecular function: protein binding. The transcript has 9 exons. The coding region runs from base 172 to 1005 and encodes 277 amino acids.
UGUAGGAAGUGCCCUUUUAUGGAAUGUGAAGCAUUUCAUGUUUUUUUAUUUUUCGUGUCAACUUCCGGUUGGGUGGGAAGCAGCUGCUGGAAACAGUGAAUAACUGUGCCUGAGGAUACGUUUAAAAUAUAUUGUUCGUUUUUCUACACUUUCACUUUAAUCAGCAAGAAAAUGUCAAAGUCUUUGAAGAAGAUAGUGGAGGAGACUAGGGAUAAAAGUCUUACCGAGGUGGACAUGUGCGACAGGGGGAUAUCCAACAUGCUGGACAUUCCUGGCUUAUUCACAUUGUCCAACAUAACACAACUGGUCUUGAGCCACAACAAGCUGACGACCGUACCUCCAAACAUUGCCGAACUUAAGAACUUGGAGGUGCUGAACAUGUUCAACAAUCAGAUAGAAGAGCUUCCCACUCAGAUCAGCAGCCUUCAGAAACUCAAGCACCUGAAUCUGGGGAUGAACAGACUGAGUACGUUGCCCAGAGGCUUUGGUUCUCUCCCAGCCCUGGAGGUCCUGGAUUUGACUUACAACAACCUGAAUGAGUCUUCACUGCCAGGAAACUUCUUCUAUCUUACCACCCUGCGCGCACUCUAUCUCAGUGACAACGACUUUGAAAUCCUGCCCUCAGACAUCGGCAAGCUGACCAAGCUACAGAUACUGAGUCUGAGGGAUAAUGACCUGAUCUCUCUACCUAAAGAGAUAGGAGAACUGGCCCAGCUGAAGGAGCUGCAUAUCCAGGGCAACAGGCUGACUGUGCUGCCUCCUGAACUUGGUAAUCUGGACCUGACUGGCCCUAAGCAGGUGUUUAAGGCAGAGAGUAACCCAUGGGUAACUCCCAUAGCAGAUCAGUUCCAGUUGGGUGUCUCCCAUGUCUUUGAAUAUGUCCGCUCCGAGACCUACAAGUAUCUUUAUGGGCGACACAUGCAGGCUAAUCCUGAACCGCCGAAAAAGAACAAUGACAAAUCCAAGAAGAUCAGCCGCAAGCCCCUGGCUGUCAAGAACAAAUGAAGAUGAGAAGGGUCGAAGAGGAGCCCCCUGUCUGCCUGUCCGAGCUGGACCUCACUGCAUGUGCCUUCUCCCACUUUUCUAUUUAUUUGCUAAAAGAACACACAUUUUGUAUGGUUUCUGUAUUGUGUUGUGUUAUACAUGUGUGGCCUCACAGUUGCCCAAAUGUCCCAAACAGCCAAUAGAAUUCUCCCUUUUCUCCUCUUUCCUUCCCUACAUUAUCUACGUUGCCUUGGACUUGAUUAAUUUGCUAUACUAUAGUUAUUGCCUUAUUCUCAUAAUGCUGUAUACCCAAGCAUUACUUUUUAAGCUAAUUUCUAGCGUGAUGUCUUUAACUAUUGCUGCAACUCUGUAAAUUCAGCCAAGUCAUGAAAAUCACAUUUGGACAAUUUUUCAGAUCACAUGAUAUUAGAUAUUGUAAAAAAAAAUAAAUAAAUAAAUUGACCAUGACUGAGCUAUCAAACUGUACUGUACUAGUGCAAAAAUAUCCUCGAAAGUACUGCUUAGGCAAUAGAUUUUUUCUUCCCCUUUUAAUGAUGUUUUAGUAGAACAUUACUAUUCGUUGCUAGACUUGUGAUAUGCAUUGUAAUGUGCAUAUGCACACCAUGAAAACAUCUUCAUAUUUCAUAUAUUUUCUUAUAUUGUUGUUACGGGAUACUGUUCAAAUACAGUGCAGUGAAGAAAAAAAAUUUAUAUCAUACUCCACUGUUUGAUUUGAGCCAUCUAAACAAGGCACACAGCUUUCCACAACAGCAAUUUGUACCCUCCAGUGCCGGGCUUGGCGGCGGGGCUGUUGUGUAAGCGGUGGGGGAUUUUUGGAGGGGUUUAGCGGUCUGAGCUGAGUCUGUGCAGAAUUGUGUCCUGCCUCAGAGGACAUACUCCUGUCUACUCCUUCUGCCACACCUCAUGCUCUUAAUGACCUCGUAUGAAUGGCUGCAAACCAGAGUAUUGAAUGGUUAACAGAUAAGACCAGUUACAAAAUAACCCUGCAGCUCCAAACAAUGGACCGCUUAUACAAUACACGGUAUCGGUCUCCUUUUCAGUAUUGUCUGGAUGUUCAUUUGAAAGUGGUCUGUUCUGUUUCACAUUGUUUUGACUCCUACUGUAACUCUAAAUUUAUCUACGCCACGAGCUUUGUUAUUGAUCUAUGCAAUAGUAUUUGCACCAAAUGUUAUUACAAAUAUGUCGGUGUUUAAUUCUUUUUGCCACCUGACAGAAGCUUUAUGUCACCAUAUGUCACGUUUAUUCAUUUUUAACUACUUUGAAUAAAAUAUUCUGUUUGACUGUCA